AUGUAUGUGAAUGAACAAAUGGGGAGUGUUGAGGAUGGAGGAGUGAAUGGGCUUAUUGGAAUGCCUCAGGAGUUGCUUCCAAAGAUAUUGAUGCACAUUGGCCUAAAGGAUAUGAAGAGACUGAUGAAGAGCGAUUUGGUUCUUUAUGAGAAGAUGAGGAAAGACAUGGCGUUGUGGAGAUGCUUUUCAUCAACAGAGCAUUUGAGCGUUACAGGAUGCAUUGAGGAUGCAAAAAAUAGAUACACGUUGGUAAGGAACGUGUCUAAGGCGCGUGAUGAACGCAGAGUAGACUUUGGAACAAGUCAAAUGGAUAUUACGCAUAUACAAAUGGGCAUGGGCCGAGUUGUGUGCUCAUCGGAUGACCAGACAAUAAAGAUGUUUGGAACGGACGGAAGAUUGAUCAAGACACUGAUUGGACACAAGGGAGGAGUAUGGACGUUCAUGUUCAACCAGAAGCAUCUUGUGAGUGGUAGCAUUGACAAAACAGCAAGGAUAUGGGACAUGUGGACAGGCCAUACAGUGUGUGUUCUUAUUGGACAUAAGUCUGUUGUCAGGUCAUUGAAGAUCUACGGGAAUUAUAUUGCAACGGGAAGUAGGGAUUCAGAGAUAAGGAUCUGGAACUUCCAGGGACUGUGCCUGAAUGUGCUUAAAGGACACACUAUGAGUGUUAGAUGCAUGGAUAUGAAUGAGAUGUAUCUUGUGAGUGGAUCUUAUGACGGGAGUGUAGCACUAUGGGACUACAGAAAAGGAAGGCUUAUACGCCAUCUCAAGGCACAUGCACUUAGAGUGUAUUCUGUGUGCCUGGAGGGAGAGUAUGUUGCAUCUGGAAGCCUGGACUCUACGGUGAAUGUAUCUAGAAUAGAUGGAAAGUUGGUAUGCAUACAUAAAGCACAUCAAUCGCUAGUUAUAUGGCUAAAGUUUGUUGAGAAUGGUCGAUACCUGCUGAGCUCUGGAGCAGAUGGAAUUCUAUGCAAAUGGGACAUUACAGAGAAUGCUUUAGUGUAUAAAAUUCAAGAAGAUGGACACAUAACAGCACAGGCAGUAAUGGAGGACUUGCUGGUGAUUGGAACAAGGAAGGAGGUCAAGAUAUAUGAUCUUAAGAAUGGAAAUUUUAUAAGAACGCUUUUCUCAACGCCAUCCCUGAUAAGCAAAGUUGAGGUGUUUGAAAGAUGCAUAUGUAUUGGAUAUUACUCUGAGUUUGGGAUGUGUAGGGUUGUUGUAUUUAACUAUUGA
Ordospora colligata OC4 is the source of this 1233-nucleotide messenger RNA. Its product is annotated as WD40 domain-containing protein. The transcript has a single exon. Bases 1 to 1233 code for a protein of 410 amino acids. The record is from RefSeq and is a predicted model, not a curated record. Lineage: Eukaryota; Fungi; Microsporidia; Ordosporidae. Gene Ontology annotation, molecular function: protein binding.